Molecule: messenger RNA, 2872 nt
Organism: Anopheles arabiensis
Lineage: Eukaryota; Metazoa; Arthropoda; Insecta; Diptera; Culicidae
Product: zinc finger protein GLI1-like
Exons: 3
Coding region: 743-2275 (510 amino acids)
Biological process (GO): smoothened signaling pathway; regulation of transcription by RNA polymerase II
Cellular component (GO): nucleus
Molecular function (GO): RNA polymerase II cis-regulatory region sequence-specific DNA binding; DNA-binding transcription factor activity, RNA polymerase II-specific
Source: RefSeq, a predicted model, not a curated record
CUUGGUGUGUUGGUGGUCGUACACACAAGUAGUAGCGUUAAAAUGUGUUCCGGUUAGGUGGGGGGCCUUUAGUCAGCAUCUCGAACUCGCAUCGCUCGGACCGCGCGCCAGGUUCGUUCGCCAGCACAAAAGGUCGCGCGUGGUUGAGUGCUACAGUUGAUAAAGCACCAGGCGAGGGAUCGGAUCCAUGCCGGGAGCGCCUCGGAAGAUUCGAAUUGUGUGUGUUGCCGUCUUGUUUCUCCGCUACGCUUUUCUCCGCACAGUGUUGCUGUUCCGUCCAAUAUUAUUAACUUCUGUGUGACCGAGAGAGAUAGAGAGAGCGUUUAGAGUUAGACGAGCGACAAACGACGAAAAUGCAGAAGAAAUCGAAUCUGUGAAAGAGAGUGCGAGAAAAGAUUAGAACAAAGAGGCCAUCUUGGUAGUGAGUGAUCGGUAGUAGAUCGCUGGAUCAUUGCUGCGUGUGUGUGUGCGUUUGUGUGUGCAUUUUGUGCUAACUCUUGUUCCAACGUGUGCUUGUGUGUGUUUUAUGGUGAAUGCAAAUAAGCCGCAACUUGCUAACAGCCCGGAAUGAGUAGUAAUUAACACGUUAAGAUAACGCUUCCAGUGCUUUGACAGUGUUGUUGUGUCCUCUGGCUGACUCGACACCGGCUUUAACCCAAAGAAAGCACAUCUAACCUUAAAUGACAUAAAAAAUAUAAAAGCAGAAAGCAACCAGCGUCGCGACAAAACACACGGCACAACAAUGCUAAUCAACAAAGAAACCAUCCCGUACAGGAUGGGCCUGCAGCCCUUCUACUACUACCAAUCGUCACCGCCGGUGCAGAAUGAGCGGCUCGGCGGCUACCACCCGAUAACGCCCCCGUACCACCAUCCGUACGACUUUAUCCUGCCGAUGCAAUCGUCGCCACCGGGCUCGAUGCCGGCCAGCGCAACGGUUGCGGCGGUAACGGCCGCCGCCGCCGCCGGUGUACCCGUGCCGACCGAUCGUCUUCGGUCGCCGGCCUCAUCAACCGGUUCGUCGCCUACGUCUGUCGGCUCAUCGCCACUGUACUUCUACCUGAACGGGCGCAACACCGGCACGGAGGGAGCUGCCGUGUCGGGAAAGGAUCAACUUGCAGCAGGGCCGCUUUCACCACCCCACACACCGCCGUUGCGCGAUCGCUCGCCCAGUCCACUGUCGGGGCGGGGUGAAGUGCUCGGUACCGGCAGUACGGCAGCGCAGCGCAACUCCGUCAUUAUGAAGGUGCAGAAUCAGCAGGUCGUCCCGAUGCAGGGCGAAACCGACGCGAGCAGCUCGCAGUCCGAGCCGGACACGGUGGAGGAGUUUGUCUGCCGCUGGGAAAACUGUUACUGCGUGUUCUUCAAGCUGGAGGAUCUGGCAAGUCACGUUACGCAGAAGCACGCCGUCAUCGGGCUGGACGGUUUGUACUACUGCCGCUGGGAGCGCUGCCUGCGCCAGGACCGUGGCUUUAACGCGCGCUACAAGAUGCUGGUGCACGUGCGCACACACACGAAGGAGAAGCCGCACCAGUGCGGCAAGUGUGGCAAGUGUUUUUCGCGCGCGGAAAAUCUGAAAAUUCACCUCCGCUCACACUCGGGCGAAAAGCCGUACGUCUGCCCGGUGGAGGGAUGCAACAAAGCGUACUCGAACUCUUCCGAUCGGUUCAAGCACACCCGAACGCACUCGAACGACAAACCGUACGUGUGCAAGGUGCCGGGCUGCAACAAACGCUACACCGAUCCGUCCUCGCUGCGCAAGCACGUCAAAACGUUCAAGCACGCGAACCUGGACGGCUGCUCGCCCCUGCGGCUGCCGGAUGUGUGCUGCAUGGAGUACGAAAGCUACUCCCAGGACAGUACGACCCGCUCGGAUGCGACCGGUUCCUAUCCGGACUACGAUUCCGAGGACGACGGCGGUGCGCUGAUCGAUGUGGUGUGCUGCGACGAGGAGGCCCGGCUCUAUCCCGAGUACGGGCCGCAACGUUUGGCGGGCUGCGAGCAUCCCGGGUGCUGUCAGCAGUUUAAGCACGGUGCCAGCUACUGGGGCUUGAUGGAACAGGCGGACGAUUCCCGGCGCCAGCUGAUGGAUGGCGAGCAGCUCGAACCGUGGGACAACGGCAACGGUACGGCAUCGCGCGAAGACGACGAACGGUGCAGGGAAGGUGUCGUCGUCGUCGGCGGUGCUGCCGGGGCGGGUGAGCGUCCGGAGGUACCGAGGCUGCUCAAGAUGGACGUGGAAGAUGGUCCGCUCGAUCUCAGUGUACAUCACCGAUGAAAGUAUGCAAUUGAGGAGAUGUUGUUUGGUUUUUCUUUCGUUGUUUUAAAAGAGUUGCGCUUAGUAAGUGUAACUUAUCCCCACAACCUUAUUUUCCCGAGCUCCCAUUUCCCUAUCCUGUCCCACACCACCUUCCUUUUGUUUCUGCAUUGAAACAAACAUUUUUAACUGUGUUCUGCAACGCAACUGAUGGAUUUUGUAGUCUGUAAGGAAACAAGUUUUUUUUAUAUUAUUAUUAUUACUUUUAUAUUUUACACACAACAUGCAAAUAAGCAAACAAGCAAGCAAACAAAACAUAUCUAUAACAAAACGUUUAUCUUUAUUGUGUAAUGCCGCAAGCGAGCAAAACUAACAAAAACUACAUGUUUAGCUAUAACGAUACGAUCGAACACUAGUGCAAUGUGCUGCGAAUGUUUUAAACUUCAUAUGGCGGGCGGGCAGCUCCCCACAACAACAACACACACACAACACAAAUAAAAUGGUGCAAGUGUAGGUUUAGUAGGCUAGAACAAUAAUGCUAGAAGGAUUUGUGAUUUUGAUGGCAAGAGGAAGAAGCGAGAAAGAGGAAAUGAAAAAGAAGAAAUGAGAAGCAGAAAA